Molecule: messenger RNA, 633 nt
Organism: Chaetura pelagica (chimney swift)
Lineage: Eukaryota; Metazoa; Chordata; Aves; Apodiformes; Apodidae
Gene: TM4SF1
Product: transmembrane 4 L six family member 1
Exons: 5
Coding region: 1-633 (210 amino acids)
Cellular component (GO): membrane
Source: RefSeq, a predicted model, not a curated record
AUGUGUUUCGGAAGGAGUGCUCGAUGUGUUGGUUAUCAGUUGCUCAUCCUUGCCUUGCUCAGCAUCGUGGCCAACAUUUUACUGUAUUUCCCCAAUGGUGAAACAAGAUACGCUUCCCAGCAUCGCCUCGGCAGAUACGUGGAGUGCCUUCAUGGCAUUCUAGGGGCAGGCUUUUUGGUACUGAUUCCAGCUGUGGUGUUCAUCAGGCUUCACCACGGGGGCUGCUGUGGCUGCUUUGGCCAUGAGGACUGUGGGAAGAGCUGUGUGGUGCUGUCCUCAGUUCUGGCAGCCUUUGUUGGGAUCCUUGGUUCUGGCUACUGCAUAAUCAUCUCUGCACUGGCCUUGUCUCAUGGACCAUAUUGCUACACUCAGCUGGAAAGAAACUGGAUCUAUCCUUUCACUGAAUCCUCUGGAGGGUACUUGUUUGAGUAUAACAAGUGGUCUGCAUGUCAAGAACCUCACAACAUUGUGCAGUGGAACGUCACCCUCUUCUCCAUCCUCCUUGUCUUGGGAGGAAUAGAGUUCAUUCUGUGCUUCAUACAGAUAAUCAAGGGCAUUCUUGGUGGACUGUGUGGGUUGUGCUGCAGUCACGAGGAGGGUGGCUGGGAGCAGCAAGUGUUGGUUCACCCUUAG